Andrographis paniculata is the source of this 1552-nucleotide messenger RNA. RefSeq lists its product as uncharacterized. The transcript is spliced from 4 exons. Bases 155 to 1552 code for a protein of 465 amino acids. The record is from RefSeq and is a predicted model, not a curated record. Lineage: Eukaryota; Viridiplantae; Streptophyta; Magnoliopsida; Lamiales; Acanthaceae.
AGGAGAAGAAGAGUAAACUACUCAACAGUCCAAACCUCUACAUAGAAUUAUACUGAUCUGGUGUCUGCAAUCUGAUCUUCCGCCAUUUCUGCUCAAAAAAUUCACGGUCAUUACUAGCGAUUUUGAUUUUGUUGUCUAGCAAAACUAGGAGUGAAUGAAUCGUCGUCGUUCACGCCGAUCUCACGCCGAUCGGCUGCCGUCGCUUGAAACUGUUCAUUUCAAGCUCUCGAGAAUCGGUUGGCAACACGAACAGUUAAGAGUCUCCUUUCAUCAGCUUCAUUCUCAGAUCAUAAUCGGUCUGCAUGAGACGGAAGAUGUAAUUGCAUCUCUUGCGAUUCCGCUUAUGAAGCUGGUCGGACUGAAGACAGUUGAAAUGGCUCGCGAGGGAAGAUUCAACACUGUAGUCACUUCUGUUGAUCGUUCUCAUUCUCACGAAGACAGCAACUAUAUGACUAAAGCUAUGGCAGCAGGGAAUGAACUGAUGGAGAGACAGAAGCUAAGGCUGACGCAGCUGAUUAGCCUUCUUAAAAAGAUAGAAUCUCAGGUCAAUUCAAGCCAAAAUAGCAUCUUUCAGAACCUGGCCAACCAUCAGGCUUUCAUGAAAAAGUUCUUCAUGAAAACUUUUAGUUACGUUUCUGCAGUUCAUCAAUCAGGUCAAAGCAAUGACCUCUCCAACAUGAUGCUAAAAAUCCUCAAAGCCACAUCUGAUCAAGUAGGAAUUGCCAUCAGAUCAGUUGAGGUUGGGGUAGACAAUCUGGUGUGUGAACUGGCUGAGAAAAUGUGCAAUCCAAUGGCCGAGUAUGUCAACGGCCUUAAGAUCGAAGUGAAAACAGGAAUAUCUUUGCGCUUGUUAGAGAUCGCUAAGGAGAUGGAUGAGGCAAUAAAGAUAGGACAAUUAGAGUUGGAGGUAGCAAGAAACCAGGCAAGAUUAGCAGAACAGAGUAGACUUGAAGCUUUGAUCAAGUUGCAGAAAGCAGAAGAAACAGCUAAGAAACUAACCAUAUCCCUCGGAUUGCUCAUUGAAGAUGCCCCCGAAUCACAAGAAAACCCGACACAACAAGAGCCUCUGCAUCCGAGCACAAAGGAAGAUCAAACAGCAAAAGAUGAUAAUCUACUGUGGAAUCUGCUGAGAAAUGAGAGGAAAUUCCAAGAACCAAACAAUUAUCUCGAAACAAAUGAACCAUCGGGCAUGGAAACGCGCAGCAAAAGGCUCAAGUUAGCGAAAUUGGUUCCGUCCCAUAGUAACACAUCGGUUAUAACCAUAUCCAGGAAGCUGCUGUGUUCUUCUUCAGCUACAGCUCAAAAGACUAACACCAAAUCUCAACCUAUCAAUUCCAGGAAGAUGUUGUGUUCUUCUUCUCCAACUACAGCUCGAAAGGCUAACACCAAAUCUCAACCUAUCAAUUCCAGGAAGCUGUUGGGCUCUUCAUCUCUAUCCAAGGAUCAAAAAGAAAACACCAAAUCUCCAUUUAUCAGUUCCAAGGAGCUCUUGUGGUCAUCACCUGCAGCUCCUUCUCAGAAACUCCCCCUUCGCAAGCGAAUUACCCCGUGA